This is a messenger RNA of Pseudocercospora fijiensis CIRAD86, 987 nucleotides long. RefSeq names its product glycoside hydrolase family 76 protein. NCBI's taxonomy places the organism in Eukaryota, Fungi, Ascomycota, Dothideomycetes, Mycosphaerellales, Mycosphaerellaceae. The transcript has a single exon. The record is from RefSeq and is a predicted model, not a curated record. Bases 1 to 987 code for a protein of 328 amino acids. Gene Ontology annotation, molecular function: mannan endo-1,6-alpha-mannosidase activity. Gene Ontology annotation, biological process: fungal-type cell wall biogenesis; carbohydrate catabolic process.
AUGGCAAACGGUCUGCUCCCGGCACCAUACUGGUCGUGGAUCUCCGCAGGAAUGCACAACACACUCACCCACUACUCACAUUAUACCGAUGACGCUCAAUACGACGCCCAAGUCGCAGCCGGAAUCCAAGCACAAGCCGGCUCAGGAGACUUUUCCGGUCCUAACAUCCCUGGAAACGAUGACCAACUCUGGUGGGGACUAUCAGCAAUGACCCAAGCGGAAUUUGCUCCUUCUCCUGACGCCUGGCCCUCGCUAGCCAAGAACGUCUUCGCAACCGUAAUCACAAGAUGGCAAACCACCGGCUCUUGCACAAACAAUCUAGGCGGCAUAGGCUGGCAAAUCGACCCGCAAAAUCCAAACGGCGGCUACCAUUACAUGAACGCCAUCACCAACGGCCUAGCCUUCCAACUCGCCGCCAGACUAGCACGAUAUACCGGCGAACAAUAUUACAUCGACCAAGCCAACAAAAUUUUCGAAUGGAGCUGGGCCGUCGGCAUUAUCGAUCACAAAACCUACUCCGUCUACGACGGUACCCAUGCCCCAGACUGCUCCAGCAUGGACCCAACACAAUGGUCCUACAACAACGGCGUCUACCUCUACGGCGCAGCAAUCAUGCUCGAACACACCGGCAACCCCGAAUGGCAGACCCAUCUCGACGCUUUCCUCUCUGCCACGCACCGCGAAUUCGCGCCAAACAAUCUUCUCACUGAACACUGCGACGCCGAUCAUUCUUGUAACACCGAUCAAAGUACGUUUAAGGCAUAUUUGGCGAGAUGGCUGGGUCAGACUGCUGCGCUUAUUCCGAGUACGCGGGACAGUAUCAUGCCGAUACUCCAAGCUAGUGCGGAUGCUGUUUCGCAGGGUAGGUUUGGGGGUGAUCAGGGAGAUGUUGGGGCUGAGAUGAGUCGAUUGGAGAUUACGCAGGCUGUUUUGGCGACGAGGAGGGCUUUGCCCAUGAGGAUGGAGGCGGGGGUUUCUAGGUUGUGA